AUGAGUAAUAUUUCAUCAUUAUUUCAUACAAUUCGAGGUUAUUUAGAUCAAAUCGAAGAAAUUAGUAAAAACAUACAAGAUCAGAAUCUCACCAUCGAAAUAAAUGACGCAAAGUCCUUUUUAAAUGAACAAAUCACAUCCCCAGGUUUGGAAGCAAUAGCAAUGCCAUUUUUUACUGCAUUCGCUCGAGAUCCCAACAAUAGUGCUAGCACCACAAUAGACUUUAUUUCCUCCAUUUUCCACUUUGCAGAACCACAAUUACAUCCAACAGAGAAGUUAUUAAGAUCUUCUCUUGAUGUUAUUACUGAGAUAGCUAAAGUGAACUCAGAAGACACAAAACUAAAAGCCUGCAAGUCAUUAACAGCUAUAAUUCAGUCGCUAUCUGGCUCUUUGUUUUUACACGGUGAUAAUUUAUAUAACUAUUACAAUGCGAUAUUAACAUUGUUCGAUUCUGUCGAACGAAAUUCCAGAUCUAGUGAAGUUAUCGAGAUGACUCUUCAUGAAACAAUGAGAAUUGUAAUUGGAUGUUACGAUACAAUAGCAUUCAGACCUCAUUUCAUUACAGUGGAAGAAUUGAGUCAAUUUUCAAUUAAUCAAAUUUCAUUAUAUUCUCUUUUCAGUUUAUCAAUUAUUCCGCAUUCUCAACAUCUUGCCACAAUACAUGAUGUUGACAUGACAGUUGCAAUUAAAUAUUUAUCAAUUUUGGAAAAUAAAUUUUCGAAAAAUACAAAAAUUUUGAUCUUAAAGACAUUAUACGGAAUAUUACGAAGCAGAUCACCGUUCUUUACAAAACCAUUCUUCCCUGAUGUCUUGAAACUGUAUGUUUUACCGAUUAUUUUGCAUUUUGUCAAAGAAUAUGAAUUUGAUGAUAUUGAUGUUGUUUCUGAUCUUAUUCUCACAACAUGGAGCAUCUACACACCAAUAUUUGAAGAGAGUUUGUUCAAAAUUUUCAAUGAUGGGAUCAUUCCCAUGCUUAAAUCAAAGAACAAUGAGGAGAUAUCGCAUGCCUGUGCAAUUGUACAACACAUUGCAACAAAUUCAUGUGCGGUUUUCGUUGAUCUUUUCUCUAGAUUUGAUUUAAACUCGAAAUAUUCCAAUGUAUUUGGAAAAACUCUGAGUACGUUGAUAUCUAUAAUAGAUAGCGAAUCAUCCACAUACGGAAUUUCAGCUUUAGCUGCUGUAGUUGAAGGACUAUUUAAUUUUUACAUUGGGCCAAGGUUCCACUCGCAGAAUGAUAUCAAGGAAAAUGAAGAAGAAGGACUAAGCAUAUUCAAAAACAAUCCACAACAAGGAUUGGAGUACUAUAUUCAGAAUAAGUUUGUCAAAGAUGAUAAAAAGGAAAUUGGAAACUUCAUAUUCAAUAGGAACGAUUUAGACAAGCAGAGUGUGACAACAAUAUUGGAGAGUGAUGCUUAUUCAGAGUGCUUAGAUGAAUUUUUAGAAAAUAAUUUCAAAUUAGAAAAAUUUUCUGAUAUAUUGCUGAACAUCCUGAAAAGAUUAAUCAUUCCUGACGAUUUAACGCACAUUGAUAACAUUCUGACACAUUUCACUCAAAAAUUUUAUCGUUCACACCCAUCAGUUUACGAAACCGCCGAAGAUGUUUACAAUAUGAUUUUUGCAUCGAUUAUAUGCUAUGCAAACACUCAUUAUUCAGAUCAUACUGAUUUUAGCUUUGAAGAAUUUUUGAGGAUUUGUGGGAAAAAUACUCAAAAUUUGGGUGAAAUUUUUGAGACGAUCAAAAAUACAAAUAUUGAGUUAACAUUUUCACAUCAGGAGAAGUACUUCACUAGGGAUCAGACACAAUAUUUAUUCCAGCAGAAUGCAAAAAGCUCUUCCACUUGCCAAGACAAAGAAACUGUUGACAAAAUGCUUAAAGAUUCAGAUUUAUUAGACAUUUAUUCAACAGCCGCAAAUAUUUUCCAGAAAGAGAAUGACUACCAGAAGUACAUCAAUAGUCUUAGAUGUUUGGCCGCCGCUUUCAAGCUCUCAGCACAAUUAUACCGAAAUGAAGUUUGCGAAAUCAUCUUUGAAGCAAUGGCUAAGUUCAGCAAUCAGCUAAAGUCCACAGAGAAAGGUCGCGACUGCUCAUCCUUCUUUACCAAGAUGAUUUCGGAAAUUCCUCUUUCGUUGCAGUUCCUUUGGCCAAAAGUCAUACGACAGAUCGCCGAUGAAUUUAUUUUCAACGGCGCUGAAGAUGUCUACGCCUCCACACAGUUUAUCGACAACGACUCUCUGAUAGAUUUUGUCAAAUCUCAGUCCACUCUUGCCUGCGAGCAACUGAAAGAGGAGAAAGCCUCUGUUACACGCAUGGUCAGACGCAUGGCCGAUGUUUUGUGCUACAACGUCAAUAGACCACGAUACAUUUGGACAAAAGUCUGGAAUGAAGUCUCUUCAUUCUACAUCUCCAGCCAGUGCUGCGACAUCUGCUACCUCGUGUCCAGCAUCAUCCAGCAGAUUUUCCUCACAUACAUCAAAGGCCACAGGAUAGAACAAGCUGAUUUCAACGACCAGGAGAAAAUUCUGAAUCAACUUCUUUCCCUCUUCAGACUUAACAGAGAAGACAGCAAAUUCAGUAGAAGAGUCGUCGAAGACAUAGGCUUUGUCAUCAAGGAAAGCAAAGGAAAGAUGAGAAGUGGUUGGUCACCAAUUUUCUCACUCCUCCUUGAGAGCUGCAAUGAAUUCAAGAAAGAAGUUGUAGUUGUUUUGGAAGAUUUGGUUUCGGAAUUCGACAGAAAUAGUAACAAAUACUGCGUUCAAUACGCGGGUUGCCUGUCAAGUGUCUGCUUGGUGGCUGAACUCCAGGACGUGCUACACUUAGUGCCUUUCUUCUCGGUUGUAAUAUCUCUUUGCCCAGAGGAGAAUCCCAUAGCGUGGAAGUCAAUAUUUAACUUGUUACUCGCUCUAUGCAAGAGAUCUGAUGACGUAUGUGAAAUUGCAGCAGAAUUGGCAAUUGAAAACGCUCUAAAGUACUCAUUAGCACACUCUAACAAGAAUGAUGAAGUUUGGAGGUAUUUACUAGAGGUGGGAUUCUCAACAGCAGUGAAUUCGGCUAAAAAGAAGGAAUUGAAAAGAAAAUUGGCCGGUGAAGUUGUUUCACUUUUGUUUGGCGAAAAAGGUGACAUCAGUCAGGAAGAAAUUUCUCUAUUUUUAGAGUCGAUUUACGGAGAAAUAACAAUUGCUGAGUGCAUUGAAGAGGCAAAGAAAAGAGGAGCUAAGGAAGAGAUAAUAGAGAUAUUAAAUAAGGUUAGGAACUGUAAAUAA
Molecule: messenger RNA, 3261 nt
Organism: Trichomonas vaginalis G3
Lineage: Eukaryota; Parabasalia; Trichomonadida; Trichomonadidae
Product: regulation of ARF protein signal transduction
Exons: 1
Coding region: 1-3261 (1086 amino acids)
Biological process (GO): regulation of ARF protein signal transduction
Molecular function (GO): guanyl-nucleotide exchange factor activity
Source: RefSeq, a predicted model, not a curated record